Emiliania huxleyi CCMP1516 is the source of this 972-nucleotide messenger RNA. RefSeq lists its product as hypothetical. The record is from RefSeq and is a predicted model, not a curated record. The transcript is spliced from 10 exons. Lineage: Eukaryota; Haptophyta; Isochrysidales; Noelaerhabdaceae. Gene Ontology annotation, biological process: actin filament depolymerization; positive regulation of actin filament depolymerization. The annotation marks the transcript as partial. Gene Ontology annotation, molecular function: actin filament binding. Gene Ontology annotation, cellular component: cortical actin cytoskeleton.
CCAAAUCAUGUCGCUCAAGCAGACCCUGGCGUGCUUCCCGCUGACGCAGCGCGGCGCAGGGACGCCGCUCAAGACGGAUGCCAAGCGCAACCUCCUCAUCUACGCCCGCGAGCGCACCGUCGUCAUCCGCGACAUCGUUCCGACCGGCGGCCAGCCCAUCCAGGUGCAGCUGUACACGCAGCACACGUGUACGGUGACGGCGGUGGCGAUGGCGCCAAACGGCUGCUGGAUGGCCACCGGCGACGAGCGCGGGGUGGUUCGCAUCUGGGCCUGCGACCACCCGGAUCAAAGGAUGAAGAAAGAGGAGCCGUACUACAUGCUCGGCGGGAAGGUGCUCGACCUGGCGUGGAACGGCGAAAGCAACCGGCUGGCCGUGGUUGGCGAGGGGCAGCCCCCGGCCAAGGUCAUCAUGUGGGACAGUGGCAACUCUGUCGGCGACAUGAGCGGGCACACGAAGAAGGUGAACGCGGUGGCCUUCCGCCAGUCGAGGCCCUUUCGGAUUGCGACCGCCGGAGAGGACAAGAUGGUGCGCUUCUACGAGGGCCCGCCCUUCAAGGCGUCCAAGGAGAGGCCGACGCUGACGAGCAAGGAGGGCGACCUCACCACGCACACCAACUUUGCGAACACGGUGCGGUACUCGCCGGACGACUCGAAGGUCCUCUCCGCGUCCAACGACAUGACCGUCGCACUCUUCGACGGCAAGGACGGCGCGCCGCUCAAGGCGGCGAAGGUGCACGCGGGGGCCAUCUACGCGGCGGAGUGGUCGCCCGACGGCAAGUGCAUCGCCACCGCCUCGGGCGACAAGAGCGUCAAGAUCCUCGACGACGGCCUGGCCACGAAGAAAGAGGUCAAGCUCUGCGCCGGCGCGAAGCCGGACGCGGGGGACAUGCAGGUGGGAUGCGUGUGGGCGACGGCGGGGGUCGUCUCGUACUCUCUCGGCAGCGACCUCUCCAUCAUCGACCCGGAGAGCGG